AUGGAGUUUAAAUCUCAAGAACUUUGGGAUAGAAUAGAAACAGGGUUGGUCGAUGAUAGAUCUGAACCACCCACGCAGCAAGUAAGGGAAAAUCGAAAGAAGGAUGCCAAGGUGUUAUUCCUUAUUCAACAAGCUCUUGAUAAUAGUAUUUUCUCCAGAAUUACAGCGGCCGAUACGUCAAAGCAAGCAUGGGAUAUCCUCAAGCAGGAGUAUUUGGGAGAUGAGAAGAUUAUUAAGGUAAAAUUGCAAACCCUGCGCCGUGAUUUUGAGUUGUUAUCAAUGAGAGAAAAAGAAUCUGUGGAGGAUUAUCUCUCAAGGGUUUCUGCGCUUGUUAAUCUUAUGAAGUCGUAUAGUGACGAAAUAAAUAAUAUUACUGUGGUCAGCAAAGUUUUGAGAAGUUUAACUUCAAAAUUUUAUUAUAUUGCUGUGGUUAUUGAAGAGACGAAAGGCCUAUCAACUUACAGUUUCGAUGAACUGACGGGUACCUUAUUGAGUCAUGAGGAUCGAUUGAAUAGAUCUACUGAGAAAACCGAAGAAAAGGCUUUCCAAGUGAAGGGGGAGCUUCAAUCUAAGGGAAAGGUAGAUUCUACUUCUUGGAAGUGGCCGGAUAACACAACAAGUAGAGGCCAAGGAAGAGGUGGUUAUCGUGGUCGAGGCAGAUGA
Molecule: messenger RNA, 663 nt
Organism: Andrographis paniculata
Lineage: Eukaryota; Viridiplantae; Streptophyta; Magnoliopsida; Lamiales; Acanthaceae
Exons: 1
Coding region: 1-663 (220 amino acids)
Source: RefSeq, a predicted model, not a curated record